UGGCCUUAGGGCUGCGGCGGCCAGUCAGGCGCAAGGCGCUCGGAGCGUUUCAGAUGGCUACUCAGCAAGGAACGCCCUCCUCGGCCCUGCGGGUCCUGGAAGAAGCGUUGGGCAUGGGCUUGUCGGCUGCCGGGGACACCGCGGAGGCGGUGGCUGCCGAGGGUGCCUACUACCUGGAGCAGGUCACUAUAACUGAAGCAUCUGAAGAUGAUUAUGAAUAUGAAGAGAUACCAGAUGACAAUUAUAGCAUUCCAGAAGGUGAAGAAGAUCUAGCGAAAGCAGUUCAGAUGGUCCAAGAACAGGCUGCAGAUACCCAGAUUUUGGAGCAGAAAACAGUCUUUUCUCCAAAGCAUACAGUACCUGAAGCAAUAGAAGACUUUCUUUGCAAUUUCCUGAUCAAAAUGGGAAUGACCAGAACUCUUGAUUGCUUUCAGUCUGAAUGGUAUGAGUUAAUACAGAAGGGAGUAACUGAACUUAGAGAUGGUGGGAUUGUUCCAGAUGUCUACACCCAGAACAUGCUUUUAGAAAAUGAGAACAAAAUUUUGAAGAAAGAUUUGAAGCACUAUAAACAAGCAGCUGACAAGGCUAGAGAAGAUUUGCUGAAAACUCAGAAAGAACGUGAUUUUCAUCGAAUGCACCACAAGAGAAUAGUCCAGGAGAAAAACAAAUUAAUUAAUGACCUCAAAAGGUUGAAGUUACAUUAUGCAUCAUAUGAACCAGCUAUAAGAGUAUUACAUGAAAAGCACCAUGCUUUACUGAAGCAGAAAAUGCUGACCUCUUUGGAAAGGGACAGAGCAAUAGGACAGAUUUCUGGACUUCAAGAAACACUGAAGCAUAUGGAAAUAGGGCAUAGUUACCAUGCUCCUGAAUUUAGAGUUGUUGCUACUUAUGAAAAGGAAAACGCACCAGAAGGUCCUACUCAAAAAGGUCUUCGUGAAGCCAGAGAACAAAGCAAAUGUAAAGCAAAGACGAAAGUUAAUACAAAGGCCUCCAACAGAAAUCAAGAGGGCAUCUAUGAGCUCAGAGCAAGAUCAACCCUCUGUCCAACUCCACGCCUCCAUCCUCAGGAGUGGAGAGGGAACUCUCAAACUUGGAAUAAGAUCACAGCUCUUCAAGACACCAUUGACAGGAGACAACAAAGUUCCCAAGCACUCCGAAUAAGACCGCCCAUUUACAGGACAUACUACCUCUGUCAGCAGGAGGCAAAGGGGAGAUUCUGAGUAACUUGUGCUUCUGGGCCUCUUCUCUCCCAGACCUUUUUCUUCAACACCCAUAUCCUUUAUCCUGUUCUUUUUAGUCUUCUUAAGGAGCCUAUAACUCCCUCAUCACAUAUUCCAAAACUCUAACCCUCCCUAAGGCUCCUUAUGUCAUGUUUUCUUACUCAAUCUCUUAGUCUCCUUUUCUGAUUCCCUAAUCUUUCACUGUGUACUCCCUGGAAUUCAAGAUCUUUGAUCAGCAAAAUCCACUCUAUUUUCAGCUUGUAUUAUGUCCCUUCACCUUCUGUGCUAAUAGAAAUUCAGCUUUUCCAUGCUUAUAGUUUCUCCUACAGCCAGCAGACUUCUGGUAAAUGUUUAAUGAUCAGCUCUUUGAAGGGGAGGAAAUAAACCUUGAUUUGCAGUAUUUUCCAGUUUCUGUGUUUUAUAUACUCAGGCUACUAUCUUACUUCACCAAAUGUGAGGUUGAGAAGUGACAUCCAUAGUCAGCUUUCUUGACAUAGCUCAUGUCUACUAUGAUCUGUAGCAGUCUCAAGGGUGACUUCUCUGAUUCCUCACUAAGCUAUAGCAUUGGACCUGCAGGUGACAUAAUUGUCCCCUUUGCUUCUCAUUGCUGCUUUCAGUCCCUUCUCCUACCCUCAUUAAUGAAUACACCUUGCCUUGAAUCUCAUAUCAUCAGUUUAUUGUACUCAAUAAUAGCUAUUUCAGGCACUUCUUAAUUUUUUUUUCUUUACGUCUUUUGUAAAAUGAAAAAAGUAGUCACUGUGACAUUGUUACUUCUGUAAAAAUGAUUCCUGCUGUAAUUCUUAUUUAGAUAUUCACAUGGAUGAUCCUUCAAACACUCUUUCAGUUCCUCAGCAGCUGCUGCUUUAAAUGAUCUUGUUCUCCAUCUAUUCUCAGUCACUCACUUUUUGGUCAUUCUCUAGGCCUUGUUAUUGCCAAUAACUUCCAUAAUUUGUCAUUUUGUUUGCUGUUUGCUCCUUAUCUCCCCGACCUCUGUAUAUUGAGGUUUUUCUGGGAUCAGUUCUGGGGCCUCUUCUCUUUUGAUGUCCUUACUCCCUAGGUUGUCUCACCCAGUCUCAUGACUUUAAAUGACCUAUAUGUUAGUGAUUCAUUAAGUUAUAUCUUCACCAGCGAUCUCUUUUCUGUCCUCUGGUUUUAUAUAGCCAACUGCAUGCUCAACCCUCCAACCCUUCCAUUCUGAGUCUGCAUUAAGGCUCUAUCUCCUGCAAUUUUCUCCAUCUUAAGGAAACUCUGUCCUUCCAGUUCCUCAACCAAAAACCUCUGGAGUUAUCCUUGAGUCAUUUCUCUCUCAGACAUUUUACAUCAGAUAUGAAAAAUUAUUUUGGUUGUAUUUUGAAACAUAUAUACUCUUCCAUCUUUUCUUACCACCAGCAGUGUUGCUCUCUGUUUUUCUUCUCCAUCAUCUCUAACCUGGAUUACUACAAUAGCUCCCCAGCUGGUCUCUCUGCUUUUUUUCUUUCCUUUCCUUCAGUCUUUGUUGAAUGUAGCAGCCAGAGUGAUCCUCCUAAAACAUAAAUCUAUCCAUUACAUAUCUCAGUUGAAAAAUUUUAGUGGUUUUCUAUCUUUUUCAGAGCUAUAAGAAAGUCAUUAUAGCCUCUGAGGUCCUACAUUUUCUGGUUCCUUUUUAACCUCUCUGACCUCAUCUUCACUUGCUAGACCGUCUUUUACUCAAUUGUAGACACACUCGCCUCCCUGUUUGAAGAAUACUGUAGUCAUGCCCUGCCUCCAGGCUUUUGCACUUGAGGUUUUAUCUGUCUAAGUUGUCUUCUCUCAGAAAUUUGAAUGGCUCAUGCCCUCAACUCCUUUAGAUCUUUCAUUAAAUGUCUCCUUUUAGAGAGACUUUCCAUAGACAUCCCAUCUAAAUUUUAAUUUAGAUUUAAUUAAAAUUCCCUUUUCCUUCCUGGAUCUCUUUCCUGCUUUUUUUUUUUUCUUACAUAUCUGCCUCUUACAUUCUGCAUUGUACUUAUUAACUUACUGUACUUUUUCCCUACUAGAAUGUAAGCUCCAUGAGAGCAGAAAUAUUUGCCUGCUUUAUUCACUUCUGUAUUCUCAGUGCCAAAAAUGUGACUGGCCAAUAGUACGUACUCCAUAAAUAUUUGUGUUUGAAUGAAGGAAUACCUAAGAAAUAUACAUUCUGUUAGUUGUUGUUGCACAGAAAUGAAAUUGAUUACUGUAAGUCAAUUGUAAACAUAGACACCUUGCUAAACUCUCUACUGUAAUAGGUUUCUUUAAAAAAAUUUCUUGUAAAUAAUGAUAUCAGCUAUAAACAGUGAUAGUUAUGAUUUUCCUUUUCUAAUCUUGGAAAAUUUGAUGUGUAUUUCUUAUUUUUGUACAUUGUUUAGGACUUCUAGAGAAUGGUUAAAUUGAAGAGAUUGGAAUAGACAUUCUUAUCCUGUUUGUUUUUUCCUAAAAUGAAGAAAUAUUUCUCAUGUUUCAACACAAGAAAUGAUAUUUUUUAUAAAUCUUUAGUAGAUAUUCCUUCUUAAGUUAAAAAAUUUCCUCUACUUCCACAUUUGCCAGGUUUAUUUGUGUUUUAUCAUGAGUUAACAUUAAUUUUGUUUUAUCAUAAAUGAAUGGUAAAUUUUUUUUAUCAUGUUCAAAAGUUUUAUCAUGAAUGAAUGCUGAAUUUUCUGCUUCUGAGAUGAUCUUCUCCGUUAAUGUUUUAAUGUGGUAAAUGACAUGCUAGACUUUCUAAUGUAACAUUCUCUUUCAUUCUUUGGAUGAAACUAGCUCAUUCAUCAUGUGUUAUAUGAUUUAUAUAUAUCACUGGAUCUAGUUCAUUGUUUUAUACUUAGGGUGUUUCUAUAUUUUGAAUAAAACUGACCUUUAAUUUU
Molecule: messenger RNA, 4072 nt
Organism: Dama dama (fallow deer)
Lineage: Eukaryota; Metazoa; Chordata; Mammalia; Artiodactyla; Cervidae
Gene: SPAG16
Product: sperm associated antigen 16
Exons: 10
Coding region: 54-1220 (388 amino acids)
Biological process (GO): axoneme assembly
Cellular component (GO): axonemal central apparatus
Molecular function (GO): protein binding
Source: RefSeq, a predicted model, not a curated record